This is a messenger RNA of Truncatella angustata, 1009 nucleotides long. Its product is annotated as glycoside hydrolase family 11 protein. Gene Ontology annotation, molecular function: hydrolase activity, hydrolyzing O-glycosyl compounds. Gene Ontology annotation, biological process: xylan catabolic process. The transcript has a single exon. Lineage: Eukaryota; Fungi; Ascomycota; Sordariomycetes; Amphisphaeriales; Sporocadaceae. The coding region runs from base 327 to 761 and encodes 144 amino acids. The record is from RefSeq and is a predicted model, not a curated record.
UCUCGUUCAUAUUUGCAACUUUAUUUCUCUUUUCAGGAGUGCUAUCGGCUCCAGGAGACUUCCUUCCCGAGGGUGCUCUCAGCUCCGAUGCAGUGCAGGCUAAUUACUAUUGGUCUUUCUGGCAGGAGGGAAGCGGCAGCCAUAACUGCAAUAAUGGAGCUGGAGGCUCGUACACUGCGAAAUGGUCGGGUGGCGGUGGUUUCGUAUGUGGAAAGGGAUGGAGCCCGGGUGGAUCAAGGUCAGUCCUUACCACGUCAACUUUGCUCUACUUCAGCUCUGGCGUGCUUCCAAUUUGUAUGUCAAAGACAGUCUAUGACUGACAACUCAUGGAACCCCUUUGCAGGACCGUUACAUACAGCGGGACCUACGUCCCCACAGGGCCAGGCUACCUCUCUAUCUACGGCUGGACGCGCAACCCGCUGAUAGAGUACUACAUCGUCGAUGCGCACGGCGACCUGUCGCCCGGCGAGCCCUGGACGUCCAAGGGCAACUUCACGUUCGAGGAGGGAACGUACCAGCUAUACACCAGCACGCGCGUCAACAAGCCCAGCAUCAUCGGCACCGCCACGUUCCAGCAGUUCUGGAGUGUACGUACCGAGCAGAGGGUCGGCGGCACGAUCACCACUGGCAAGCACUUUGAUGCCUGGGCCAAGGCUGGUAUGAGGCUGGGAGGACAUGACUACAUGAUUCUGGCGACGGAGGGAUAUACGGCGACCGGGGGAAGCGGGAGUAGUGGUAAUGCUAGCAUCACUUUGGGGUAAAGCAGGUAAGCGGUUAAGGUGUCGACUUUAUAGGCGGUGUGCUACUGAAAAACCUCGGCCGUUAUUUGUAACAGAUUUUGAGCUUGCAUCUCAGCAAAUUCUUUCAUGUGAGGUCUUAAUGCAGAUCGAUCCACCAUCGGCUCAUAUGUAGAUAUUAUCUUGGUAUAAGGUCCAGAACCCUGGGAUUGGACGCAUGUACUGGAGUUCUUGUUCAGAAUAAAGCUUGGGUUUUACAUGGUUGUAAGAUG